GCGCACAAGAGUGUAAUCUACAGUCGACGGCUCGGAUCGAAAUGUGAGGCAAACGACGGGGGAUUUCAAACAACAUUACCUAAAUUAGGGAACUGAUCAAAUGGCAGAGAAAACCAUGACCUGACCUGUAUCUGGGCUGGACUAUCUUGUCAUUAAUCAAGCCUAUUACAUUGUAUUUGCAAUAUGCAAUCCUAAAAAGAUCUGAGUUAGACAGUACCCAUCAUCAAGCCUAGAGAGAUGGUCCUUUCCGACAAGAGCUCCAGGACCUUUGGGCCCAAGAAAGCAUCCAGAAAAUGGGCCCUGCGGCCCCAGAGUCUCCCCUCCCCGGCCCUGUGCUGUGCCUGUGGCCUGGGGAUCAUGCUGGCGGGCAUCAACAUCACAUUGGUGGGGGCUUUCACUUUCAAAUCCUUCAUUCCCGCUAGCAACCCAUCCAUCGUCAUUGGGCCCCUGCUCCUACUUGUGGCUCUGUCCUUUUUCGGGGCGUGCUGCGUGUGUAGCCGGCGGCCCCCGGCCCACAAUACCCGUAAGGCCAAGAGGGGAGAGAGCUGGGGGCUGAUGCGGAUGGGGGCCGGCGCCACGUUUGAGAUGGAGACGAGCGAACACACGCUGCAGGACACCACCGCCGUGCAGCUCAGUCCCACCAACUCCCUGAGCUCCUCCCACAAGUCUAGUAACUCCACCCACAGGGACACCCCUGCAGUACGGGCCUGUGAGGAUGACCCUGCCUCCAGGGCCUGUGAGCUCGCCACCUCAGAGACCUAUAAUAUAGAUGUGACACCUGAUGACCAGGUCUUGACCUCUGAGGACCAGGCAUUGACCUCUGAGGACCAGGCAUUGACCGCUGAGGAUCAGGCAUUGACCGCUGAGGACCAGGCAUUGACCGCUGAGGACCAGGCAUUGACCGCUGAGGACCAGGCAUUGACCGCUGAGGACCAGGCAUUGACCUCUGAGGACCAGGCAUUGACCUCUGAUAUUGAAUAUAAGGAGAGCAUCCAGAUGAAGGCUAUACACAAGCCUUGCCCAACGUAGCAGGGCUGUGUCUCCUGGCUAUUACAUAAACUGGUGGUGUAUACUCCACUGGUACUAUAUAACGUUUUUUCCCCUCAUCAAUCUACACACAAUACCCCAUAAUG
Messenger RNA from Coregonus clupeaformis (lake whitefish), 1133 nucleotides. RefSeq names its product transmembrane protein 275-like. The transcript is spliced from 2 exons. NCBI's taxonomy places the organism in Eukaryota, Metazoa, Chordata, Actinopteri, Salmoniformes, Salmonidae. Bases 238 to 1029 code for a protein of 263 amino acids. The record is from RefSeq and is a predicted model, not a curated record.